Messenger RNA from Dalotia coriaria, 540 nucleotides. Its product is annotated as lectin subunit alpha-like. The record is from RefSeq and is a predicted model, not a curated record. The coding region runs from base 71 to 511 and encodes 146 amino acids. NCBI's taxonomy places the organism in Eukaryota, Metazoa, Arthropoda, Insecta, Coleoptera, Staphylinidae. The transcript has 3 exons. Gene Ontology annotation, molecular function: signaling receptor activity.
CUUGUAUAAAUAGACGCACAAUGUACAUUUUAUCAUUUUUAUACAUUUAGCACACUCAACAGUCACCAUCAUGAAGUUUUUCACUGUUUUAACAUUGGCUGUACUUAUGGUUGCCUGUGUUUCGGCGAAAAACUAUACUAUUAUAACAACAUCGCUUAACUGGCAUCUUGCCUUCCAAGACUGUGAAUAUCGUGGAAUGCAACUAGCUACAAUCGAAUCCGAAGAAGAACUCAACGCUGUAGACGCAGCAAGCAAAGCAGCGGGCACUGCUAAUGAAGCCAUGUGGACUGCUGGGACGGAUCUCGCCGAGGAAGCAAAAUUUGUAUGGAUGAACACUGGCAAGGGUUUCACUUAUGUACGUUGGGCUGCCAACCAACCCGACAACUGGAAGGAUAAUGAACACUGCAUGCAUUUGCGCAGAGAUGGCGGGCAACUCGUCUUCAAUGAUGUGGACUGCCCAAGGAAAAUGUAUUACAUUUGUGAAGAUAAACCCAUCAAUUGUGAUGAGUAAAUAUUAACAAUAAAUGCGUUUAUUUGGUU